AGCAGAACACAGUGCAGGUCUGAUGACAGCAACCAGCCCAGACUGUCCGCUGGUUACACCUACAGUCACCACUACAACAACAUCCCCGGCGGUGUUUGAUGCCCGAGCUUUUGCCAUUCACCAGACCUUUUCGGCCGUUUUAAGAAGGCCUUUGUCUACUAGGCGGCACCGACCUUCAUGCUGAAAGCUCAAGCAUUGUGAGGGUGGUGCCAGAUGGAUCAUGGUGGUCAGCUUGAGAGGGAGGGCAAAGUAAUGUCACAUCUUCAGGUGGGCGGGGUUGACCUCUGUGAUAACCUUUCCAACCCUGAAGCCCUCACUGCCACUCGAAACCUUAAUGAGACAAACAUACUCACACAGACUCAAAGUCUCUCUCCUUCACAAAAUGAAGAGGGAGCAGGGCUCAUCCAAAAAGCCUCUGUCAACAUUGGGAAGGACAUGGAGGAGGGCUACACAAGAAGAAGCAGAGAGGAGAAUGAGGAAGAAGACAUUGAUGAGGUGAUGAAGGAAGAAGAGGAGGAAGAAUCCAGCUGUCUGAUUCGCUGCCAGUCUCCAGACACUCCUAUGACUGAUUCCUCAUAUUCAGAAACCGGCAGUCUCUUGGAGACUCCAGAUCCUUUCAGCCCUGGGACCAGUCCAGAGCCUACAUCCCCAGUCAUUCCAGUGGUCAGCCCAGAAGCUGCAUAUCCUACCAGUGAAGUGGAACUCAGCCAGAGUGAUGUCAAUGUGGACUCUCAUAACACUGAAUCAGUUACCUCCACCAUAGGGUCUAUUACACUGGGACCCACCUUAGAUUCUACGACACUAACUAGAACCGCAGACACCAGGCCUAGCAGCCCACCUGGGACAACAUGUACCACAGAAGCUACAGACAGGAUAGAAAAAAAUCCCAGCUUCACUACAGAACAUCUUACCUUUUCCACAGACCUUACACAUGGGCCCACAUGCACCAGAGGGUUUGCCAGCUCCUCUGCAGAACCUAUCACCUCAACUGCAGAGACAUUUACAGUCACUGCUUGCACCACAAGGCUCAACACUUCCAUUGCUCCCCCCCCUGUGAGUGCAACACCAGGACCCCUUACUAUCACCACAGGGCCUGCACCUACUGGUACAGAAUCCACUACCACCACAGGACCUAAAACCUCAAAUUGGGAACACAUUACCUCCACACCAGUGCCCACUUGUUUCUCAGUCUCCACCUGCGCCACAGGGUCUAUUCAAAGUCCUGCCCUGCUGAUGUCUCUGGAUGAGUUGGCACAAAGAGGAGAUGACACUUACCUUCCACAGUACCUUCACCAGAUUGCCGAGGCCUUUGUACUUGACGGAGACUACCAGCGGGCAUUAUGGUGCAUCCAACUAGAGAGAGUCUAUCACCAGAGAGUAUUGGACAACCUGAAUGCACUACAAGAGCAGUGGGAGACUCAGUGUAGAAGUCCAUCUUCUGAACUGGCAACCCAACAUCUGGACACUCUUAAAAACAUCUGCCAGACGCACAGUCGACCAGGAGCGAGAGAUGCUGUGUGUGCAUCCCUUUUGAGACCUACAUUUGAAGAAGGAGGUGCACUGCCUUCAUGUACCUCAGCCCCUCAGGUUGACCAAGGGAUGGACCAGAGAGCUGAAGACUCCUCCCGUUCUCAGAGCACACAUCCAGUCAAACCCUCCGUAAAUUUAACUGACAGCCUCAAUUCCCCUGAGACAUCAGAAAAGGAGAGAGAAGACCCAGACAGGGAAGUAGAGGGGAGGGACCGUUUCCAUGGAGAACAGCUGACUGACAAGCAAGGCAGCAACCGAGAGGGAGAAGAGGCAGGAGGAGGGGCUGGAUACACCAUUUCAGUCAUAGGAAAUGGACUGCACCCCUCUACAGCUGGAGAAAUGGAUCGGUCCAAGCCCGCAGAGCAGCAGGGAGGAGAUUUAGGUCCCGUGCAGAAAAAGGAGGCAAAAAGGGACGAAGAGGAGGGGGAUGUGGAGGAGGCAGCCGAGGCUUUGGAGAUGGAGGAUGAUGGAGAGGAAGAAGAGGACGAGAAGCGAAAGGAAGGAGGCUCUCCUCUGUGUCAGAAAGCUCUCCCAGUGGAGACUCUGGUCAGCGGGACAGAGGUGGAGGAACAACAGCUGCACCAGGAAGCCCUAGCUGAGCAGAUGCUACAUGAGGAGACCCAGGAGAGCACUAAAACCUGCCUGAAUCAGGAGGCCCGCCUUCCUCAAGAGGCUCACAUGAACCAGCAGGAGCAGGUAGAGGAGGGGGAGGAGGAGGAAGAGGAGGAGGAGGAGGAGGAGGAGGAGGAUUACGAAGUAGAGCAAGCUGAUAUCAUCAGAGCAGCUGCCUCACUGGAUGAUAUGGCUAAACUCAUCACUGUCGAGGAGCUGUCUCCUGCUUCUGGCCUGGUCUCAAUAUUGAAGAAGCGCCGCGCUUGUGUGGACAACGUGAGUGUGUCUGCCAGCUCAGACCCCCGACCUGACAAAACCCCUGCCAAAAGACGCGUCCGCUUCAGAGUCCCUGAUGACGGCUACGAUCAUGAUGUUGGAGGUGGAGAUUCCUGCCUGCUUCUCUUCCUGCUUUGUCUGGUUACUGUAGUGAUCAGCGUGGGUGGCACCGCCCUUUACUGUGCACUAGGUGAUGCCCACUCCUCAGUCUGUCAGGACUUCUCCAGAAAUGCAGACUUCUACGUUGGCCAGAUACAGCGUGGAAUAACUCAAAUCCAACAUUGGUUUGCCCCCGGGUCGUAGCAGCAAACAAUAGGUCAACAUUGUGGAGCCACUGGCAUUACUGCUUAUCACUGUAGGCUCCAGCAGGACUCACAACUUCCUGGGAGCAUGUUUUAUGAAAUAACGAUCUCAGGCAGCUGCUACAGUCCCUGCUGCUAUGUGGAGUAAGAGCUAUUAUGCUGCCUAAUUGGCUAAACGAUUACAUCAGAUACGUUUGCCAUUUGCAAGCAAGCUCUCCUGCAUUUUUAAUGCUUCUUGAAUACAAUCCCAGGGAUCAUUGGGCCUAAAAGUCACAGGUCAUAUGUCCCUUUGCAACAGUAGUCUGAAAGGGAAAGUAGAAAAGGAAUGGAGACUGCAUAGCAGAAGAGGAAGAACUGACCUGCGCCCCUCUCAACCCUGCCCAUAUUAAAGAGGUUAGACAUUUUGAAGCUAGGUUGAGAAAUAUAUAAUGUGGCUCAAGUGUCCUAUUGAACUACAUGCUCACUGUCAGUCAGUGAUACUUGAGUUUCAAAAGUCAAUGGUAGAUAAAUCAACCAUGACUGGAUACAAACUUUCACUGACGCCUGCAAGACUCAACUCCCUCAGUGUAAGAGUAAGAACAAAGUAAUAAUAGAGAUGUAAAAAAAGUAUGUAUAAUGUAUAGUUUGUUAACAGGGGCACCCAAAGAUGCUCUCAUGAAACACACUGCACAAAGGAAGCGGCCCAAUGGGCAUUUUACAAACUGCUGCAACCACUAGUGUUGCUUUUAAUGUUGACUUUUUUUAAACCUGAAAUGAAAUUUUAAAAUGAACAUAGCAUUUUGUGGUCUACUACUUGGAAUGAAAUCAUUAUGUCUUAAUCAAACUUUGAAUGUUUGGAGUUUAAUGUUAAACUUUGCUUUGUGUCACUCAUGGGGCAUUUAUAUAUAAUUCACAUUUGACUUGAGUGUUCUGUCUCUGCCCUUUUCUGUACAAUGUUUUGCAGUGAGCUGACAUGGCUGCCACUGGAGACAAAGGGCCCUAUCUUACACCUGGUGCAAUGCACCGCACAGUGUAGCGCAACUGUCAUUGCUAGUUUCAGACUGAUGCAGUUAUCAAUUUUUUAAGCCCCAUGCCGACAUUGUGUAAGUAGCAAAUGUGUGGGCUUGUUAGUCUUUAAAUGAGGUUUGCUCUGGCGCAUUGCUAUCGUGAGGCAGCAGAAAGCAUUUGUGCCUAUGACCAACAAAAACCUGGUCCAAAGUCAGUGGCACAGUGCUUUUCUGCGAUUUAAAGGGCACAUUACUCAGAUAGUAAAACGCGCUACAUAUGUGGUGCAAUCGUUCUUGGCUUUUAAAAGGAAUGGGUGACGACACUUUGAUUGGUUUAAUUCAAGUUGCGCCCAAAACACACGUUUGAUAAAUACAACCCCUUCACCUGUUGCGCCUUACUUUGUACCCAGAUUAUGCGCCGUUUCACUAGCAAAAUUGAGUUGGAUUUGUCCUGAAUGCACUUGCGCUAUGCACUUUACACCGUGCGCUGUAGAUCAACAAGGCCCUAAAAGUCCAAACUAUUCAUUUAUGAGUUUCAAUGAGCUAAAUUUAGCUUUGUGUAGCAUAUGCAACAUGUACAGAAACACAGUGCACCUCUGUAUAUACUAUUGUCAGAAGAAUGUUCAACAUGUUGCACAUAAGACUGGUACUUUUUUUUUUUUUAAGAUACUGCAAUAUUUCUACUGGAAUUUUUGUGUUGGUCCUCGACCAAAAGCAGGCUUUACAUGAUUUGAUCAGAAAACAAAAAAUAUCCAUAUCCACAAACUGUUUUCAGGUUCAGUGUGAAAAUACUUUACAUGCCAGUGAACAUCAGUUAUGCACAUAUACCAGAAAAUACUCAACUCUUCCAGGGGUCUGUCUAGGUGUGGAGUAUUUUGCUAAAAAAGAAAAAACAGAUAAAUGAGAAGUGUACAAUUAAUGUAGGAAACAGUAAUUUUUAAGUGUACUCUACUGGCCUUGGUGUUGAUGGGAUCAUUUGAAGCUCUGUCUGCCCGUGUGUUUUUAGGGAUUGUGGCCAUCAUGCUCAGUGUGUGAUUUUCAGUGUUUGCUAUUUGUUUUUUUCCAAAAUAAUUCUUUGCAAUUCAGAAUAAUUUUUGCAACCACUUGGUCUUCUAAAGAGUCAUCUCUUUAAUGUUUGCCAUUUCUGUUAAAUGUGUCUGAUGUGUUUCCAUCUGCUGAGUCCAACUUGGACAGAGAAAGAAGGUCUUUCUGGGUGGACAACUGAUGUCUUCCUGAGACACGGAAAGGACUGUUUCACAAAAAGGCUUACGCUUUGUCCAUGUGACCAAUGCUUGAUUGUCACACAGUGCUUUAACUCUUAUUUCUAACCAUUAUACUGCAAACUGUAUUCAGGUUGUUUCACCUGCAUACUUUUUAUGUGUCAUUUCAACAUAUUUCAUGUGGUGUAGUAGUGGAUGCUAUGAAAACUGCCCUCAAAAACAUGUAUCUCACAAAGGUCUUAAUUGUCAGGAUGUAAAGAAAAAACCCUCCAUCAAAGAGGAGCGAUUCAAGUGUCUUACUUAUGCAUUUAAGAGAAACUGUAUUAUCUUUCUCUCAUGACGUGUCACUCACACAAACCUGGUAAUUGUUUGAGAUAUGAGGUUUCCGCGGACAUAAGGAGCUGUAGAUUGAUUCUUGUUUUUAUUUGCACAUGUUGUCUGGCUGGUUCAGAUGACCAUCACUCACAAUACUUCUUAUUUAAUCUUCAAAUGAUUUUAAUUAUUUAUAAUUUAAGGGAUGUCAAGUGUAGGUGGUUGAGAAUAAAACAGAUGCAUCUUUUGCAUCUGUUUUUUGUUUGUUUUCUUUGCUUGAUUCCUGUCAUCAUACAUCAGGUAGAUUUUUCAUCUCUUUUAUCACCAUUGUUCUUAAGGAGGCUUUGACAGAUUUCUUAUUUUAUAAUAACACACCUCUUCUGAAUACCAUCAUCUGGGUUCUUAAUUUUUUUUAACUAAUUUUCCCUUAUCACUUCUUGAAGAUUUUGAAACGGAUGGGUUUGUUCUACUGCUGUCAUUACAAUCUUCAUCACACACAGAUUCCAUCUGUAUUGGAUAUAUUUUUAUUUGCUUCUCCCAAUUGGUUUUUACAGAACAUUCAGCAAUGAAUGAUGAAAAAGGCAUAGUUUUUGUUUAUGAAUCAGUACUGUGUACAACUGUUAGUAGCCUAAAGAGAGGUGUUUUAUGAAUCGGUUGAACUCUUUUCACUUUGUUCUUAUGGAUUGUAUUAAGGAGAGGAGUUUUUUUGUUGUUAAAGGAAAUCACUUCUUCCCUGUUAUGUCUCCUGUUAAAGCCAUUGAAAAAAGUUGUUUGUAAGACUC
Molecule: messenger RNA, 6020 nt
Organism: Centropristis striata (black sea bass)
Lineage: Eukaryota; Metazoa; Chordata; Actinopteri; Perciformes; Serranidae
Gene: cnsta
Product: consortin, connexin sorting protein a
Exons: 13
Coding region: 214-2721 (835 amino acids)
Biological process (GO): positive regulation of Golgi to plasma membrane protein transport
Cellular component (GO): plasma membrane; transport vesicle; trans-Golgi network
Molecular function (GO): connexin binding
Source: RefSeq, a predicted model, not a curated record